AUGUCCGACCCCAGACUUGUUGAUAUAGAACCCGGUGGAGAGAGCACUCAAUACGAGUCUAUCCGCGAAUUCACUAAGAGUCCUUCAAAGCAGACCGGACAGUUGGGAAGCGGCGUUAAGCACACUACAAGUGAAAAACCACCACGUCUAGGAACACAAAGCCCAGCAUCAUUCAAUGACGAAGAUUCCCAGGCACAGAAGCUGGGCAUGGGAGCAUCCGCUAACUCUGGUAAAGAUAUGACACGUGAUGAGGACGAUGCCGUGGCCAAGGCCCGCAGACUGCAGGGGUAUGGGCCUGGUUCUGGUGUCGGGGCUUAG
This is a messenger RNA of Penicillium vulpinum, 318 nucleotides long. RefSeq lists its product as uncharacterized. NCBI's taxonomy places the organism in Eukaryota, Fungi, Ascomycota, Eurotiomycetes, Eurotiales, Aspergillaceae. Bases 1 to 318 code for a protein of 105 amino acids. The record is from RefSeq and is a predicted model, not a curated record. The transcript is spliced from 4 exons.